This is a messenger RNA of Coffea eugenioides, 795 nucleotides long. RefSeq lists its product as uncharacterized. The transcript is spliced from 2 exons. The record is from RefSeq and is a predicted model, not a curated record. The coding region runs from base 1 to 795 and encodes 264 amino acids. NCBI's taxonomy places the organism in Eukaryota, Viridiplantae, Streptophyta, Magnoliopsida, Gentianales, Rubiaceae.
AUGGAUAGAGAGCAAGAAGAGAUGCAAUUUUUAGGCCUUUUUGGGAUCUAUGCAGAAGCCUACAAAGUGGUUUUUAGAUGGAGAAAAAUCUUCAGCAAAAUCACCCUAUCUUUGAUCCUUCCACUAUCCUUCAUUUUCUUGGCUCAUAUAGAACUAUCCCAUCUACUCAAGAUAAAAGUCAUCCACACUGAAAACCAAUUGCAUCGUGCCCAAUCAGAGCCUCAAAAAAGCAAGAAACUCACUGAUUUGAAUUGGUACAACAUCACUUACCUCACAUUUCUCCUCAUUUUUUCUCUGCUUUCCACUGCUGCUGUUGUUUACACGAUUGCCUGCAUAUAUACCGGCCGAGAAAUAACCUUCAAGAAGGUCAUGAGUGUUGUCCCAAAGUUGGCCUGUGUUGUGUCUGUUUUAGAAGACUCAUAUGGGAUCAAAGCUAUGAUGAAAAGCCAGGAAUUAAUCAAAGGGAAGAUGCUGAUUAGCAUAGUUAUAUUUUUUAAGCUGAAUUUGUCCCUUGCUGCAAUUCAGCUGUUGUUUUAUGCUCAUGUUGUUCAUGGUGGAUGGAGAUUUGGAGUAUUACACCGUUUGGGAUUAGGGAUGCUGUGUUUGUUGCUGCUUUUCAAGUUGAUUCUCUUUGGAUUGGUGAUUCAGACAAUUGUCUACUUUGUUUGCAAGUCUUAUCACCAUGAAAACAUUGAGAAGUCAGCCCUGUCGGAUCAUCUUGAAGCUUAUUUGGGGGAAUAUGUGCCUUUGAAGUCCAAGGAUGUACAACUUGAGCAGUAUGAAUAUGAUGCUUGA